AUGGCGGCAUCUAAAAGUCUGCUAGAGGUCACAACUGAGGAUUUCUGUGCCCUGCGUUCAGCUCAGGCACAUGAGCAGCACCUGCAAGCCAUUGCUAUUAACCCGAUCGCCAACAAGAAACUUUAUGGUGUCACUGAACGCUCCAUACUGUUGGAACUGCCCUACUUCGACGUCACGCGUCAGUUGCCUCCCGACCUGAUGCAUGACAUUUUGGAAGGGGGGUUUGAGUGCAUUCUCCGACAAGUUUUGAAGGCAUUAGUUCAGGGGGGCACGCUGGCAUACAGUGAUUUGGAUUACAUAGCUUCAUUCGAGUACGGAUGGAAUGACAAAAAGAACAAGCCUGUUGCAAUGAAUAGGUCCUUUCUGACAAGCAAAGCGAACCUGAAGGGCACUGCUUCUGAAAAGUGGUGCCUUCUCAGACUCCUGGGUCUGAUUCUUGGGGACCUGGUCCCAGAAGGUGAUGCGGACUGGGAGUUAUAUCUGCGGUUCCGCGAAAUUGUGGACAUCGUCUUUGCUACGGUAAUACCAUGCGAGUACCUUCCGUACUUAGAGACGACUGUGCAGACCUUUCUCGUGGACUUUGCACAGCGAUAUGGUGCUGCAGCCAUAACUCCUAAGAUGCACUACCUGGUGCAUUACGCCAGAUUAAUUCGAGAACUUGGACCGCUGCCACAGUUUUGGUCAAUGAGAUUUGAGGCCAAGCAUCAACAUUUUAAGAGCCUCGCCUCGCGCGUCAAAAACUUCCGCAACAUCACUCGAACCCUGUCAACACGGCAUCAGCUGAUGCAGAGUCACCAGCUGAAGGAGUUUUCAUUUGAUUCUGACCUCGUGACCCCAUCUGGCAAGCCAGUUGAGCAGAGCGCUCUACCUCCUUGCGGUCAAGGAGUCCUGCCACUGAGUGCGCGCCAGGUGUCGCGUGCGUCACUCGACCACCGUGAGUACCGGUGUGGUACUGUCCUGGUGAAACCUUCCCAGGAUGCCGAGCCACACUUCUGUAGAGUGGAAGCUCUGUAUGUUGCCGAACGCAAGCUAUUCAUUUUGAUUGAAUUGCUAAUGAACGAAGGUUUUGACCGGCACAGGUUUUGCUAUCAGGUGCGCAAGUCUAGCGAGCUGAAACUCGUGAAGGCUGGAGAAGAUGACACGCUUCACUGUGCUUUAGAUUUAUACAAUGAGAGUGAAGUUGUGCCCAGAUGGGAAGUACUGUGA
Molecule: messenger RNA, 1206 nt
Organism: Ixodes scapularis (black-legged tick)
Lineage: Eukaryota; Metazoa; Arthropoda; Arachnida; Ixodida; Ixodidae
Exons: 1
Coding region: 1-1206 (401 amino acids)
Source: RefSeq, a predicted model, not a curated record